AUGGAAGCUGAUCACAUGGGAGAUUUUAGUUCUUCAACUUGCGAUCAACGAAGUGAAGAAGAAGUGGAGGUGAGAAAAGGGCCAUGGACUCUUGAAGAGGAUUCAUUGCUUAUGAAUUACGUUAGAAUUCAUGGUGAAGGUCGUUGGAACUCUGUAGCUCGCUGUGCAGGACUAAAACGAACGGGAAAAAGCUGCAGGCUAAGGUGGUUAAAUUACUUGCGCCCAGAUGUUCGAAGGGGAAACAUCACUCUUCAAGAACAACUAAUGAUUCUUCAACUCCACUCUCGCUUGGGAAACAGGUGGUCAAAAAUAGCUGAACAUUUGCCAGGAAGAACAGACAAUGAGAUAAAAAACUACUGGAGAACAAGAGUUCAAAAGCAAGCAAAGCAGCUCAAAUGUGACGUUAACAGUAAGCAAUUUAGAGAUGCCAUGCUUUACGUUUGGAUGCCUCGUUUAAUUGAGAGGAUCCAAGCGGCAACAACCAAUUCACCAACGAUUCAACCCACUUCAAACCUCACCACCACCACCAUCACCACCACUGCAGAGACUACAAGCACUCAUGCAGACUUACGCAUGAGUCAAAUUCAUCACUCCACUGAGUUGUCUUGGGACUCCGUGGAUGCCCAUAUAGACAAUUCACAAAACUGGUCAGAGCUUUACCCAUAUAACACGUCUGGCUUAUGGGACUGGUCUAAAUCGAGUUUAGAUAUUCACUUGUCUUGGGACUCGAUGGAUGCCUGUCUGGAUAAUUCACAAAACUGGUCGGAGCUUUACCCAUAUAACAUGUCUAGCUCAUGGGACUGGUCUAAACCGGGUUUGGAUAUCCAAUUAUCUCGGGACUCGGUGGAUGCCCAUAUAGACAAUUCACAAAACUGGUCAGAGCUUUACCCAUAUAGGACGUCUAGCUCAUGGGAUUGGUCUAAAUCGGGUUUGGACGUCCAUGAAGGCGAUCAGUCAUUGGAGAGUUUGUCAAAUGAUGAGGGUGUCUGGUUGUAG
Mangifera indica (mango) is the source of this 996-nucleotide messenger RNA. Its product is annotated as transcription factor JAMYB-like. The record is from RefSeq and is a predicted model, not a curated record. Lineage: Eukaryota; Viridiplantae; Streptophyta; Magnoliopsida; Sapindales; Anacardiaceae. The transcript has 3 exons. Gene Ontology annotation, molecular function: sequence-specific DNA binding; DNA-binding transcription factor activity. Gene Ontology annotation, cellular component: nucleus. Bases 1 to 996 code for a protein of 331 amino acids. Gene Ontology annotation, biological process: regulation of DNA-templated transcription.